Molecule: messenger RNA, 3581 nt
Organism: Gopherus flavomarginatus (Mexican gopher tortoise)
Lineage: Eukaryota; Metazoa; Chordata; Testudines; Testudinidae
Gene: ZBTB7B
Product: zinc finger and BTB domain containing 7B
Exons: 4
Coding region: 166-1608 (480 amino acids)
Biological process (GO): positive regulation of gene expression; regulation of transcription by RNA polymerase II
Molecular function (GO): DNA-binding transcription factor activity, RNA polymerase II-specific; RNA polymerase II cis-regulatory region sequence-specific DNA binding; protein binding
Source: RefSeq, a predicted model, not a curated record
GGAAAAUGAAAGCAGGUGAUGCGGAAGGAGAAGUAGGUCAGGCGAGCUCUGGCCUCUCCCAGCAGGCAGGCUCAGGGUGUGCGUGCACUGCUGCUGCCGGCUUGUCCCCGCUGCUCCAGCCUGGGCCCCGAUGGGCAGCACCUGGCAAGCCUGGUGAGUACGAGGAUGGGGAGCCCUGAGGAUGACCUGAUCGGCAUCCCCUUCCCGGAGCACAGCAGCGAGCUACUGAGCAGCCUGAACGAGCAGCGCCAGCUCGGGGUGCUGUGCGACGUGACCAUCCGGAGCCAGGGGCUGGAGUACCGCACCCACCGGGCCGUGCUGGCCGGCUGCAGCCGCUACUUCAAGAAGCUGUUUGCGGGGCCGGGGUCGGGCCCGGGGCAGGAGGUCUGCGAGCUGGACUUCGUGGGGCCCGAGGCGCUGGGUGCGCUGCUGGAGUUCGCGUACACGGCCACGCUCACCAUCAGCAGCGCCAACAUGGGCGAGGUGCUGCAGGCAGCCCAGUUGCUGGAGAUCCCCUGCGUCAUUGCAGCCUGCGUGGAGAUCCUGCAGGGCAGUGGGCGGGAGGCACCCGGGCCCGAUGACGGGGACUGCGAGCGGGCCCGCCGCUACCUCGAGGCCUUUGCCACCCUGCCGGACGUGGCUGGGGCCCCCCUGCUCCCCGCCCGCCCAGCCCCCCGCCGCAGCAAGAAGACCCGCAAGUUCCUGCAGGCUCGAUCCUCCCGGCUCAAUCACCACGCCGAAGAGCCGGGCCCCGGCAGCCCCUUGCCCGAGCCUCGGGAGCCAUCUCCCCUGCUGCCCCCGGCGCCCGAGGGCCUGGCCCAGCCCUAUGAGGGCUACGAGGCAGCUGAGGAGGAGGAGCUGCCCCCGCACCCCUACCCCUACCCGUAUCCGUACCCCUACCAGCCAGCCCUGUCCCCCGAGGACGCCGGCUCCGACGAGGACCCCAUUGAUCCUGACCUCAUGGCCUACCUGAGCUCCCUGCAACAGGAGCCCCUGGCCCCCGGCCUGGACAGCCCCGACAAGCUGGUGCGCAAGCGCCGCUCCCAGAUGCCCCAGGAAUGCCCCGUCUGCCACAAGAUCAUCCAUGGUGCGGGCAAGCUGCCCCGACACAUGCGCACCCACACCGGCGAGAAGCCGUUCGCCUGUGAGGUGUGCGGCGUCCGCUUCACCCGGAACGACAAGCUGAAGAUCCACAUGAGGAAGCACACGGGCGAGCGGCCCUACUCCUGCCAGCACUGCAGCGCCCGCUUCCUGCACAGCUACGACCUGAAGAACCACAUGCACCUGCACACGGGCGCCCGGCCCUACGAGUGCUACCUCUGCCACAAGGCCUUCGCCAAGGACGACCACCUGCAACGCCACCUCAAGGGCCAGAACUGCCUGGAGGUGCGGACGCGCCGGCGCCGCCGCGAAGAGCCGCCCCCGCCCCCUGCCGGCCCCCAGGGUCUCGACCUGUCCAACGGGCGCCUGGAGAGCCUGCGCCUCUCGCUGGCCCGCUUCUGGGACCCACCCCGCGCCCCCCCGCCCAAUGAGGACGAGGAGGAGGAGGAGGGGGAGGCAGAGGAGGGGCCGCAGCUGGACGGGGCUGUCCCCCUGGAGACAGCAUAGGGCCCCGCCCCAGGCGGGUGGCCAGAGGCACUAUCCCCAGGGCAGGCGCUGCCCUGGUGGGGGGCUGCUGCAGGCAUAGCCCCAGCAGCUCCUGCUCCGGGGUUGGGAGCGGCCUGGGCAUGCGCUGGGUGGGGUGGAGGCCCAGCGUCCCCUGGGGAUAGUGCAUCACGGCGCCCCCAGCUGGAGCACACGGACCCUGCCCUGGCGGGAGUGGGCAUAAGAAGCAAUAAGGACCGUCUGGGGCUUUUGGGCAUGUGGGUCUUGGGGGGAGGCAGGCGGGGCUGCCUGGGGAGUAUGUCUCAGCUCUCCUGGAGCAGGGGCUCUGGGCUGGGCCUCGUCUCCUUCUUGUGUCUCACUGCUCUUCAAAGGGCUGGCGGAGGACUGGGAACAAGACUCCUGGGUUCUGGGAGAGGAGGGGGACUGGUGGGUUAGAAUGGAGGGGCUGGGAGCCAGGACUCCUGGGUUCUGUCCCCAGGUUGGGGCGGGGCUGCAGCCUGACCCUGCUCCCUGGGCGGGAAGCCAUUCCCCACACAAACUGUCUCUCACUUGACGACGCAAGUUUCUGUUCCUGUUUUUCCCGUCGCUGUUUGUUCUGAAUUAUGCAAAGGGGGAAACUCCCCCUGGCGGAUUUGCACAAUGAAAUGCUGGGGGGGCCUCGCCCUGCCCCUCCCCAUAGCCUGGGGGGCAGUGCCAGGUGCUGGCUGCUGUGCCUGCACUGCCCAAGGGGGGGUGAGAAGGGAUCUCACGGUUCUGCCAGCUCACAGCCCCUCCCUGCUGGCUGGUGCUCAGAGCUGGGGGGGAGGGCAGCGUGUCCACACCGACCCAGCUGGCAGGGAGCCACGAGCCCUGCGGGUGGGACAGGCUGUACCUGGAGCCAGCUUGUACCAGGUGCCCCUUCCCUGUAUGAAUCAGGUGCAUUUAACCCUCAGUGUGCCAGGCCUGGCUGCGCCCCCCUGCCCUGGGGUGUCGCGCGCCCUGACAGCUGGCCACGGGGCGCCACCUGGUGGCCUUCCUGAUGCAUGUGGCUGGCCCUGUACCCCACAGAACUGGCUCUGCAGGGUGGGGACUUCACUCCCCCAUUCCUGUGGGUUUGGCUGGCAGGGCUUGGGGAUGUGGGGGUCACUUGGGGAUGUGCUGGGGAGAGCUGUGCUGCCCCCACCCCCCUGUGCAUUAGCCAGCCCCUGGUUUUUAAAGCUGUAUGUCUUCAUUUCCCGGCUCGGCGCUGGAGGGAGGAAAAGUGCUUAGUGCCCUGGGGCACAGCUGGUGUCCCCGAGUGCCCCCCUGGCUUUCUCAGCCCCCCCCCUUGUAAAUAGCUUGUGGAAUAGAGCCCCCUGCCCCCAGCUGUCCACUGCAGGGAAAUGCAGAUCUAAGGUGUCCUCUGCACCUCCAUGCCUUAACUAAGGGGCUGCCCCCCCGGGCCUCACUCGCCCCUGCACUCCUUGCUGCUUUCUCUGGUUGCACUAUUUGGGCAAGUUGGCCCAGGAAAGGGAGGGGGCCUGUUCUGUGCGCUGGGGGCCGCCCCCUCCUGCGGAGGCAGAGGAGCCCCAGGGACCACCCCAGAGCUGUGGCUUUUCCCCCUCGAGGGGCAUCUCUGCUGUUUGCACAUUCCCGUCUGCCCUGGCAGCAGCGCCCCUAGCCCCUGGAGCACCCGGGGAGUAUUAGCCCCAGAUCAGAGCUGAUCUAUAUUUAAAGAGAUGAUGUAAUAUAUUUCUUCCCCUCCUAGCCCCCAGUGCUGUCUGCCGUCAUUGUCAGUCCUGGGGGCGGGGGUGGGGGGCCUGGCCUGGCCUGGCUUUAAAGUGCCUUAUGGUGAACUUGAAAUCUUGGCUACUUGAACUUCUCUAGUGGAAAGAAAGCAAAGUACAGCUAGAGUCAGCGGGAGCUGCCCAGGGUCGGCCCCGCAUGCGCUUUUCGGUUCCUGUUGUUAUUUUGAUUUUUAAAUGAAGGCUGCUUGACAAUAAAUGGAGAAGCAGGGA